Molecule: messenger RNA, 1327 nt
Organism: Homalodisca vitripennis (glassy-winged sharpshooter)
Lineage: Eukaryota; Metazoa; Arthropoda; Insecta; Hemiptera; Cicadellidae
Product: high mobility group protein I-like
Exons: 3
Coding region: 157-474 (105 amino acids)
Biological process (GO): regulation of DNA-templated transcription
Cellular component (GO): nucleus; chromatin
Molecular function (GO): DNA binding
Source: RefSeq, a predicted model, not a curated record
AAAUUGGGAUUUCACGUGUUUGAGUUUCCCGCCAUAAAGCGGCAGUUUGGCUAGUGGAUUUUGUCUCUGUUGGGUUGGCAUUAGUGGUUGUAACGGUCUCUCGCAUCUCGCGCCUCCAACACUGCUACUUUGGUUUGCAGAUAAACUAAAUACAAAAUGUCUGAUGAUGGCGCAGCAGUAGAGAAGAAGGGCCGUGGCCGCCAGGCAAAGGCUGCUUCUGAAGAUGUGAAGGAACCAAAGAAAAGGGGGAGGGCAGCAGCAGAGAAGUCUCCUGCCAAAGAUUCCCCCAAGAAGGAAGAUGGUGAAGUACCUGCCAAGAGAGGAAGGGGGAGGCCAAAAGGCACAGGAAAGAAAGCUGCUGGAGCAAAACCCAAGGCUAAGGGUACCGGAAAGGGACGUGGAAGGCCCAAGAAGGAAGAAAAGUCUGAAGAAGAAGAAGAGGAAGGUGAUGAGGAAGAAAAUGGAGAUGAAUAGACAUUUAAAUCUACAAAAGAACAAUUCUCUGAACUGUGAGGGCCAAUUGUGUUCCCAGCAUCACAUCACUAGGAUAAAAUGAGUGUGUUCCCUGUAUAUGACAUGUGAUUAGGUUUAGAGUUGAUUUGUUUUAAUUGGACUUGAUGCAACAUUUUUUGCAAGAAAGAAGAUUUGUGACCCUAUUACAAAAUUGUUUAACAUACCCUAUUAAUAUUUUUGAAGUACAAAGAUCGAGUGUGAAGAGGUUAAUUCAACCUAGUGAUGAGUCCAAUUUCGUGUUGUGACAACUUGUCUAAAAUAAUCUAACCUUUUGUUUCUUAUCUGUGUUUUUAGCAUAGUCUUAAAAAUAGUUUACAUCUGUAUGUGUGGAAUCAGCUCAUUCUAUUUCAUUUUAUCUUCUAUAUUUUAAUAAUCUAUGAAUGUAUUUUACCUGUUUGAGACCUUCAAGUAUUAUAGAACUGUAAGUGGUGUGGAACCUAGCUAAACAAGGGAAAUUUGAAACGUUAAAAUAAAAAAAAAUUGUUUCUUCAGUUAGUUUUAUAAAUUUGUAAAAUUAACUUUAUUAUCCAUUCCUAUGGAACUUUAAACUAAAUAAAUACAAAGAUAGAUAUUUGUAUAUAUAUAUUUAUUUUCAUUUAAUUUCCCCUUUUUCAUGACGAUAAUAUUUUUGCCUUAUCAAGAUAUUAGAGUAUUCAUCAUUUUCGGUAAGGUACUGUUAAAAAUGUUUAGAUAGUAAAUUUUUUACUAAAAAAUGUUUUGUUUUCUUUUAGUAAUUAAAAUUAAUUGUAUAUGGUGAGUCACACUACACUGUAGUCUUUGGACAUGUUUGCAAUAAAAGUGUUUUGGAGUUGAA